Aspergillus lentulus is the source of this 891-nucleotide messenger RNA. Its product is annotated as dihydrodipicolinate synthase family protein. Gene Ontology annotation, cellular component: cytosol. Lineage: Eukaryota; Fungi; Ascomycota; Eurotiomycetes; Eurotiales; Aspergillaceae. Gene Ontology annotation, biological process: N-acetylneuraminate catabolic process. Gene Ontology annotation, molecular function: N-acetylneuraminate lyase activity. The record is from RefSeq and is a predicted model, not a curated record.
AUGUCCGAUCUGCACGGCCUCCUCGUCGCCCUCAUCACCCCCUUCACAGACGACAAGAAACACAUUGAUGCAGCCCGUCUAAAAAUACACAUCGACCGCCUCAUCGCAGCCGGCAUCCACGGACUCGUUCCCGGCGGCAGCACCGGCGAGUUCACUACCAUGACGACCGCAGAGCGCAAGGAGCUCACGGAGCUAUGCAUCAAGUUCGCCGCCAACCGCGUCCCAGUCGUCGUCGGGACAGGAAGUACCUCCACAGCUGAGGCCCUCGAGCUAGCGACACACGCAGCCUCCACUGGCGCCGCAGCGCUGAUGGUCGUGCCACCGUUCUACGACCCCGUCAAUCUGGAGCAGUUGACUGAGCUCAUGGCGGAGAUUCAUAGCGCUUCGGGCCUGCCUAUCAUGUACUACAAUAUUCCUAGCGCGUCAGGUCUGACGCUCACUCCCAGCGAGAUUGCGGGAUUGUCCAAGGUGGGCGUCAAGUAUCUGAAAGACACGUCGGGGAACGCCCCCGCCUUCACUGAGUUGGUCUUUGGACUUUCGGAUAAGAUAACCGCAUUCAAUGGCUGGGAUACACUGACCUUCUACGGUCUUGCGGCCGGUUGUCCCGGCGGGGUGUGGGGAGCGGCCAAUUUCAUUCCCGAACUGGCGGUCGAGCUAUACGAGACUGUUUCGGUGAAGGGAGACUUGAAGCGAGGACGUGAGCUGUGGACGAAGAUCUGGCCCAUCUGCAAGUUUUUGGAAUCGCAUAACUAUGCUGCUGCUGUCAAGGCUGGGGUGGAGCUGACUGGACAAGCCACAGGGGGCCUCAGAAAGCCUUUCAAGUCACUUGGCCCUGAAUUGCAGGCAGAGCUGAAGCAGUUGCUGAUUGACGCGGGGGUACGCACAGUAUAA